UGCACGGAGGAGAAAGCUCCCGCCAAGGGUGACGGGGGUGCGGAAUGCGCCAUGCGAGCCCGCAAGAGGAAAGCCGAUGUGGCCACGUUCUUACAGGAUCCUGAUGAAGAAAUUGCCAAAAUGGAGAUGAAUAGAAAAAAGCAGUAUGAAAACCAGCCAUCCUGGAAUAAUGUUCACAAAAAUGCCCAUAUGCUGAUUCCUACUCCGGAUAAAGAUGAUGAUCCAGUUGGUGUCGAUUACUCUCACUUUAUACAUCUAAGUGUUGUUUCAACUAGAGCUUCACCAUUGCCAGUUCUGGGCUGGGCAAACAGAGAGGAUGUAUGGAAAAACAUGAUAAACAAAGAGGAGAAGUAUGUGAGGGAUAAACAUUAUAUGCAAAGGCACCCUCUCCUGCAACCUAAAAUGAGAGCAAUCCUUCUAGACUGGCUAAUGGAGGUUUGUGAAGUCUACAAGCUUCAUAGAGAAACUUUUUAUUUAGCUCAAGAUUUCUUUGAUCGGUUUAUGGCAACGCAACAGGAUGUUGUAAAAACACUAUUGCAGCUUAUCGGUAUCUCUUCUUUAUUCAUAGCAGCAAAACUUGAGGAAAUUUAUCCACCAAAGUUGCACCAGUUUGCCUAUGUUACAGAUGGAGCUUGUACAGAAGAUGAAAUCCUCAGUAUGGAAUUGAUCAUUAUGAAGGCUCUUAAUUGGAACUUAAAUCCACUGACAGUUGUAUCAUGGCUAAACAUUUACAUGCAAGUUGCAUAUUUAAAUGAGUUUUAUGAGGUAUUGCUGCCACAAUAUCCACAGCAAAUAUUUGUACAAAUAGCAGAGCUUUUGGAUCUCUGUGUGCUGGAUAUUGGCUGCUUGGAAUAUACGUAUGGAGUACUUGCAGCUUCUGCUUUGUAUCACUUCUCCUCAUCUGAGCUGAUACAGAAAGUUUCAGGUUAUGAAUGGUGUGAGAUAGAGGAAUGUGUCAAAUGGAUGGUUCCGUUUGCAAUGGCCAUCAGGGAAGUAGGAAGCUCCAAACUCAAACACUUCAGAGGUAUAGCUCCUGAAGACUUGCACAAUAUACAGACGCACAUAAACAGCUUGGAUUUGCUGGACAAAGCUCAAGCAAAACAAGCCAUAUUGGCUGAGCAAAGUAGGACUUCACCUUUCCCCACUGGUGUCCUUACACCACCACAAAGUAGUAAGAAACAGCCUUCUGGAGUGAAGCCAAUAUGAGUUUAGAAACUGUUGACAGACAAUUUUGCUGCAGUGCCUGCUCUGCUGGUUCUAACUCCUGCUCCAUUAUGGAAAUGCUGCCAGUGAAGUUCAUAAGCUUUUAUGGAAUCUGAAAAGAAAAUCUUACUUUUUUCGUGACAGAAGAAUUUUUCUAUUUGAAAUAAUUUUAUUGAACAUUAAAAUAUUUUAAAGAAAUGGAUCAAGUACACCAGCCACUUAAAAGAACACCGAAGAGUGCUCCAAAUGCUGCUACGGAGGGUGAUGCUUGAUGUGACCAACUGUGGAGAAAAAGGGCUUGAAGUUUAGAUUAGUUACUGUGCCUGUUUGUCCUCUGGAUAAUCUGCAGUCAUGCUGUCCCUUUGUAACAUGGGGGAAAAAAGGUGCUGUGGAAGACUACAUUUCAAAGCCUCUUUUCCAAAUGGUUGGCUUACAACUUGAUGCCUUU
Mesitornis unicolor (brown roatelo) is the source of this 1651-nucleotide messenger RNA. It is a transcript of the gene CCNE1, whose product is annotated as cyclin E1. Bases 52 to 1206 code for a protein of 384 amino acids. The record is from RefSeq and is a predicted model, not a curated record. Gene Ontology annotation, cellular component: centrosome; nucleus; cytoplasm. The transcript is spliced from 10 exons. NCBI's taxonomy places the organism in Eukaryota, Metazoa, Chordata, Aves, Mesitornithiformes, Mesitornithidae. Gene Ontology annotation, biological process: regulation of cyclin-dependent protein serine/threonine kinase activity; G1/S transition of mitotic cell cycle. Gene Ontology annotation, molecular function: cyclin-dependent protein serine/threonine kinase regulator activity.